AUUGUGGGCAGCUCCCCACUUCGCAGCCGCCGCCGUCGCCCGAGGAGGAUCGGGGCCGGGCCGGGCCGGGCCGGGAUGGUCGCGGUCGGGAGGCCGCCGCCGCCACCGCCGGAGGGAGCGGGCCGCCCAGCGCUGCACUGAGCCGCCCCCGCCCCGCCCCGGCCCCGGGGGAUGCGCCGCCCCGCGCCGCUGCCUUCACCGCCGCCGCCGCAGCCGCAGCCGCAGCCGCAGCGGACACCGAGCAGGUAGAUGGCCCCCCAAGGGCAGGCCCUGCGGGCACCCCUCCCUCCGGCUGGCGGAUGCAGUGCCUAGCGGCAGCUCUUAAGGACGAAACCAACAUGAGUGGGGGAGGGGAGCAGGCCGACAUCCUGCCGGCCAACUACGUGGUCAAAGAUCGCUGGAAGGUGCUGAAAAAGAUCGGGGGCGGGGGCUUCGGUGAGAUCUAUGAGGCCAUGGACCUGCUGACCAGGGAGAACGUGGCUCUCAAGGUGGAGUCAGCCCAACAGCCUAAGCAGGUCCUCAAGAUGGAGGUGGCUGUGCUCAAAAAGCUUCAAGGCAAGGACCACGUGUGCAGGUUCAUUGGCUGUGGCCGUAACGAGAAGUUUAACUAUGUGGUGAUGCAGCUCCAGGGCCGGAACCUGGCUGACCUGCGCCGCAGCCAGCCAAGGGGCACUUUCACGUUGAGUACCACACUGCGCCUGGGCAAGCAGAUCCUGGAGUCCAUUGAAGCCAUUCACUCCGUGGGCUUCCUGCACCGUGACAUCAAGCCGUCCAACUUUGCCAUGGGCCGGCUGCCCUCGACCUACAGGAAGUGCUACAUGUUGGACUUUGGGCUAGCCAGGCAGUACACUAACACCACUGGGGACGUCCGGCCUCCUCGGAAUGUGGCCGGGUUCCGGGGGACUGUCCGCUACGCCUCGGUCAAUGCUCACAAGAACCGGGAGAUGGGCCGCCAUGAUGACCUGUGGUCCCUCUUCUACAUGCUGGUGGAGUUUGCUGUGGGCCAGCUGCCCUGGAGGAAGAUCAAAGACAAGGAGCAGGUGGGGAUGAUCAAAGAGAAAUACGAGCACCGGAUGCUACUGAAGCACAUGCCAUCCGAGUUUCAUCUCUUCCUGGACCACAUUGCCAGCCUCGACUACUUCACCAAGCCCGAUUACCAGUUGAUCAUGUCAGUGUUUGAGAACAGCAUGAAGGAGCGGGGCAUUGCCGAGAACGAGGCCUUUGACUGGGAGAAGGCAGGCACUGAUGCCCUCCUGUCCACGAGCACCUCCACCCCACCCCAGCAGAACACGCGACAGACCGCAGCCAUGUUUGGAGUGGUCAAUGUGACACCGGUGCCUGGGGACCUGCUUCGUGAGAACACUGAGGACGUACUGCAGGGAGAGCACCUGAGUGACCAGGAGAACGCACCCCCAAUCCUGCCCGGGAGGCCUCCAGAGGGCUUGGGCCCUGGUCCCCAUCUUGUUCCCCACCCUGGGGGUCCUGAGGCUGAAGUGUGGGAGGAGACAGAUGUCAACCGCAACAAACUGCGCAUCAACAUUGGCAAAACCCCCUGUGUGGAGGAAGAGCAGAGUCGAGGAGUAGGGGUCCCCAGUUCCCCAGUGCGUGCCCCCCCAGACUCCCCAACAACCCCAGUGCGGUCUCUAUGCUACCGGAGGGUCAACAGCCCAGAGUCGGAGAGGCUGUCUACAGCUGCUGAUGGUCGGGUAGAGCUGCAGGAGAGGAGGUCACGGAUGGAUCUGCCUGGCUCCCCCUCCCGCCAGGCCUGCUCCUCACAACCAGCUCAGAUGCUGUCAGUGGACACGGGCCAUGCUGACAGGCAGGCCAGUGGCCGCAUGGACGUCUCUGCCUCUGUGGAGCAGGAGGCCCUGAGCAACGCCUUCCGCUCAGUGCCACUGGCUGAGGAGGAAGACUUUGACAGCAAGGAGUGGGUCAUUAUUGACAAGGAGACGGAGCUCAAGGACUUCCCUCCCGGGGCUGAGCCUAGCACAUCAGGCACCACUGAUGAAGAGCCCGAGGAGCUGCGGCCCCUGCCCGAGGAGGGCGAGGAAAGGAGGCGACUGGGGACAGAGCCCACUGUCAGGCCGCGUGGACGUGGUAUGCACACGCUGACAGAGGAGGACCCACGGCAGAUGCUGCCCCAGCCUGCACCACCUCAGUUGAGCCAGGCUGAUGGCCGGUCAGAGACAUCACAGCCACCCACGCCUGGCAGCCCUUCCCACUCUCCCUUGCACUCGGGACCCCGACCUCGACGGAGAGAGUCAGAUCCCACGGGCCCUCAGAGACAGUUGGAGGAGGACAGACUCUCGGGGCACUCCCUCCCGCGGUACAGCCCCCUGCGACGACUGGCUUCCUCCGUGUUCUCCUCCUCCACGCUGGAGACGGAGCACUACCCUCACCCCGGCGGCGGCGGCUCCUCGGGCUCCUCCGGUUCCCUCAUUCAGCGCAGCCGCUCCGCUGAGAGCAGCCCGGUGCGUGCGCCCCAUCGGCGCCACGCGCCCCUGGCAGCCGGCAACCACAGACUCGUGCCCUCGGUGCUCCGCAUCUCGCGGUCCCAGCUGCAGCAGGUGUGGGCACGGUUCACCCACAAGACCUAGGCUGGGCUCCCCCCCCCCUCCUGGAGGGGGCAGGUGUGGGGGGGGUUGGGGAGCAGACAGAGAUCAAGGUUCCUUCCCAGGACGCAAUAAUCACAGGCCAUACAGCCCAUCCCACCCACGUGCAAUACGCCCCCCUAGAAGGUUGGCCCGCGAUGAUACUGUAAAACUCCCACCCCACCAGAGGCUCUGUCCUCAGAGGCUCGGUCUGGGGUGGGCUCCUUUGCUAGGGGCCAGCCAAACUGGUGCAGGGAGGGGUGGUGCGCUGGCGCAGUUGGAUAGAACAGGAGCCCUGAGGUGCAGCUACCAGGGGCUCCAGAAUCCAGGGGAAACCAAGAUGUAGGGGGAGCUGAGGUGUUCCGGGGGCAGUCUGGCUUGGGGUCAGGUUCUGUUUACUCUGUGAUGUCUUAGCGGGUCAGAGUCUGAUCCACCCAUGAAGGGUUGGGUUGGUGGGAGAGUUGGAACUUCUCCACAGGUGUGCGUCUGGGUCUGUCUAGUUGGGCUGGGUAGAAUGUGAUGGCAGCUGGUCAAACUCGGCUUGGGUGUGACACGAGGGUGUCUAUAUUCAGUGAUGGGGAGUGGGCAGCCCUGUGACCUAGUGAACAUUUCCCAUCCACCACCACCGAGGUCAGAGUCCCUUCCCCGCCCUCUCUGACAAGCCCAUGCGCUGUCCACAGUCACUCACAUGGUCCCCAAGACUCCCAUGUGUCACUCACAGAGAGGCUUGACUGCCCUGAAGGCCUUCAGGAGCUGGGUAUGAAUAGAGGUGAUCCGCAAGACCCAGCCUGCAGGCAAUAUGGAGAAUGAUAAAGGAAAUGGGAUCUACCAGAUCCUGGGCACAGGGGCAUUUUAUUUCAGAACAAGUCCCAGACAGACUGCUCAGAUCUGCCACUCCCAGGGGGAUGACUCCUGGAGGUACCCUGGGUGUGGUGUAGACAGAACACAAGAUAGGCAGGUCAAGAGAGAAUCCAGAGAUUAGUGGGCAGAUACCUAACUGCUCCGCCCUCUUCUGACCACCUCAGUUUCCCAACCUGUCACUGCAGGGACCCCACUUUUUUCUCUCUUCAUUCCUGCCCAUGCCAACCAGCAAGGCUUGGGGAGUGGUGGGAAGGGGGUUACUAGAGAUGGUAGUGCCCGACCAGGGAGCAGAGGAACUAGAGUUUGCAAACCGUGUGUUUUGGUGAGCUUGUGGGCAUGAGUGUGCUUAGCUAUGGCCAUGCACACACAGGGCUGUCCGGGAUGGAGGCUCAGACUCUGUUGUUCGUGCACAAUUCCAGAGAACACCAUUUAAGUAGACCCUGGUAUGACCAGCACCUACUGAAGUUAAAUGGUGCUGCAGCUGUGUGUGUGCGUGUGUGUGUGUGUGUGUGUGUGUGUGUGUGUGUGUGUGAGCACUUGCGCGUGGGCAUGUGUGUGAGCACAUGCGUGUGCAUGUGUGUUUGAGCUGUCCUCAGUAGUUUCCCGGUCUUGUUCUGCUCUUCUUAUGCGUUUCCCCUCUGACCUCUGAUCCUCUCAACCCUGUGACCAUCAACUUCCCCAAAUAUUCCUGAUUUUAGUAGAGGUCUUAGGGCCCUUGGAUCAACAUUGGGGAUGCUUACACCUAGUGGGCAGUGCCCAGGAGCCGAGCUAUCCAUGUAUGCACAUGGCCAACAUCGAGAUGUGGCCCAGCAGUUCUGCAAGUCAGUUCCCACAGUCACCGCUUUCUUCUCUAAAACAACUUCUUUUUUUUUUUUAACACAUCUUUUCCAUGUAGCAACCAAAGCCAGAGCCAUGUUCUAACCCUAUGCCCUUCUCAAGCCUGGCUGCUCACUUUUGAAGGUCUUCAAUCCCGAGUCUCUAUGGCCCUCUGGGCUGUUUUGGAUGGCUCUGCCCGGGCAGGAGUUGGAGAGAUGUCCAGGGAGACUUCUUGAGAAAAAAAAGCAAAACAAACCGGAAACACAAAGCACAAAGGCGAGGGGUGGGGAUACACAGCAGCCCCUCCCUGCUUUCAGCACUGCCCGGCCCCUGACCCUCUGCCCUCCAUGUAAUGGCUGGGCUUCUCCUUGUUCAUAGAUUCCACAAGUCAGCUGCACUGGGAUUCCAGGCAACCCAGUACUCCACUAUCUGGCAUUCCUUUCUGGAGAGUUCCACCACCAGACCUGAGCAGAGCCCCACCUGAGUGGCUGCAGUUGUCCCUGAGCUAUUCUGAGAUCCUCAAGUGCCUUAAGGCUUAUCAACAACAAUGGCACUGGCUUGAGCCUCAGUUUUAGCAUUAUAUACAUACUGCUGUCUCUCAAGCUGUUAGGAAUGGGGGAUCUGCACCCCCACCUCUCAGUCACAAAGGACAACCCCCAUGGGAAGGUAGUAGUCCUUUAAAACAAGGCCACCAUUCAAAAUGUCUGGCUCUCCAGAAGGCGUCCCUUUGCCUUGGUCUUUGUGGUGGAGGAGUUCAUAAGCCAUUAUGGGCAACGGGAGGGAGGUCUUCUUGACAGAACUGCAUCUUUGGGGAGGGGUCAUGUUGACUUUUGCAAACUGUGCCACAAUCUCAUGGAACUGGGUGGAGCUCUGCAUGGCUUAGGGCGGAGUCUCUGAUUCCCAGGUGUGGCAGGGCUGUCCCUGAGCCUGCACGGCAGCAGAUCUCUUAUCUUUGUAGCUCCCCAGAGAGCAGAGUGUGGAGAAGCGAGCGUCUCUCCCUGGGGGAGAAGGGCAUGGCUUCUUGAGAAAUAACUUUGCCAGUAGGCGGCGCUCCUGGCCUGAAGCAAGGUGGCUUCGUACUUGGCACACAAGGGAGUCGUCAGGUAUCCUGUACUGUAAUCUUCCCAUUGGCACACAGUGCUUCUUCCUGUGCGCCAUGAUCUGAGCACUUGACAAAAUUAACUCACUUGAACCCCAUACUAACUUGUGGAGAGAGAGAGCCCAGUGCCAUUGCGUUGGGUGGAUUAGUCAGAUGUUCCCUCUACAAGAGCUUAAGUUGGUAAAAAAGCCGCCUGGUGCUGAGUAACUGUGGUCUCAGGCCGUAAGAGUCAUUAAAUGUUGUGACCUGGUGGUUUUUUCUGCUGGUCCCCUCUCGGAAGAGGAGGGUUGUCUUUGGACUGUCCUUCUCCUCCUUCUCCAGUCCCACCUUGUCGUGGGACUGCAGCCAGAUAUGAGGCACCUCAGAGAACUGGGGUUGGCUAAGUUGGCUGGACACUGACCACGCCGCCCCCUUGAUCUCACAAGAGUUGUAUAGCAGCACUAGAGACAGAGUGGCCUGACCAGGAUACCGUAGAUGGCAGGGGCUUGCACUCCUGACUUUGGCCCUACUGGAGGGUCUCAGGGGUCAGACUCACAGAUAGCAGAGAUCACUUGCUGAGCACUGAUGGGACUUUGUGAGGAUGUCACCAACUCACACAAAGAGACCAAACAGUGACAGUAAGUUUCCGAUAAGGGAAACUCCACUCCACUCCAGUCACUCUCCAAAACACCAGUCAUUGCUGCUGUCUUCCUUUUUUUUUUUUUUUAAAGAUUUAUUUAUUUCUUAUAUGUAAGUACGCUGUAGCUGUCUUCAGACACUCCAGAAGAGGGCAUUAGAUUCCAUUACAGAUGGUUGUGAGCCACCAUGUGGUUGCUGGGAAUUGAACUCAGGACCUUUGGAAGAGCAGUCAGUGCUCUUAACUGCUGAGCCAUCUCUCCCACCCCCCUUUUUAAUCUGAACUCUCCAAAUUUUUAAUCAUUGAUCACACACACACACACACACACACACACAGGGCAGUUUUGGGGAAGAGCUAGUAACUUAACCCUGAGGACUCCUCACUGCAUCACCCGUCUAGGCUCAAAGCAAGGUAGUUCUUCAGCAAGCACACCAGCCAAGCAGCUGCUUAGGAUACUAGCUGCUAGUGAGGCGUGGUGGGCGUGGUGUGUGUGUGUGUGUGUGUGUGUGUGUGUGUGUGUGGUGUAUUUGUGUGGUAUGUGUGUGCAUGUUGCUGUGGUGAGCCCGGGUAUGUGGAGUUAUUGGAGUUUUUCCUUGUGUGUGGAGUAGGACUGCCUAAUAGGGGUAGUAUUUUCUUAGACAGAGAGGGGUGUGUCCUGAGGACUCUAGAUUGGUUGGAAAAUGCUGUAUUAAAUUCCUCAUAAUUAAUACACACCCCAUACACUCAAGGCAGCUUGGGUCAUAGCAAUAGCAACUCAGAAUUCAUCCCAGCCACUAACCCUGAGCCCAAUACUCUCUCUCUAAAUUUCCAGUCUGAGGGAAAACAGCCCUUCCCAGUGGAUUGUGGCGUGGCACCUCUGGGCCAGCCAGUCCUGGCUCCCUCCUUCCUACCUCUGUCCUCUGCCCUGCCUUGGUCUCUUUUUCCGGGGCAGGGUGGUGCUGUCUGUUCAGGCAGGGGUUGGGGGAGCAUGGGACACUGCAGGACGGCAGGAGCUGUGUCAGUGUUAAUGGGUGGUUUGGGAAGGAACCAUGCGUUAGGGGGAUUCGGUGCACAUUGGAGGUUGGGGUACCCUCCUGGGCUGGGGACACAGAUGAUGUAUUCGCUGCUGUCCUUGAGUUGAUGUGACAGUUGGAGGAAGCAUAGAGAUCUAAGGGUCUGCAACAUCUGCCGUGCCCAAAUCUCCACUUAGAUAUGGGACACUCCUAACCAGAGAGGCAGAAGCCGUGUCCAACCCCAUUGCAUCUGACUUUUAAAGCAUCCUUCUCCCUAAGGGAGAGGCUUCCAGGCUGAGGACCAUCUCCCUCAGAUAACCCCACACAUACUCGGUGGACUUCCCAGCCUGGGAGGCCCCUGAGCCCACCCAAAAAGAGGUGGGGAAGGAACUGGGAAACCUUCCUUAGCCCUCUGCUUUCCCUGGGGUUUCCCAUCACUCACCACUUGCCCUUGGAUCCUGCACAGGCUGUGGGUUGGGGGAAUGACUACCCACGCACACGCACGCGCACACUCCGCAGCCUCACGCACACUUCAUCCACUCUCCGGACCCGCAAACUUAGCAUCCCAAACCCGGAGCGUCGUACUCGAGACCCUGUCGCAGGUUUCUAACUGUUAAGGACCCUUGUUGCUCACUCCAGCCCUGAACCCGCCCCAGGGCCCGUCCACCCAAUCAAUACCCAACCCCUGCAGCCAUCACUAACACGAAUGUAUGUUCAGUCUUUUUAACCAGCUGCUACUUGGCGUGCCCCUGGUACCGCCGGCCUCGGAGUCCCCGCCCCGCCCCGUCCCGCCCCGCGCCGGCCGAGCCGGGUCCCCAACUCUGGUCCCCGCCCCGCCAAGCUGCCUGCUGCUAAAGUUCUUUUGGGUUAGCGCCCCCGCCGCCCCGCCUUUGCGCUCUGUUUUGUUUGUUUUUCCCUUCUGCCGGCUCGUGGCCGCUGGGUGCCUGGCCUGGAGGCAAGGUGGGGACAAGUGGGGGACUCGCUCCACAGUGCUUCCAGGGUUAGGGUGCAGACCAGGGGCGGGGGGAUAUGGGAGGAGCUGGCUCCAAGAGCCCGACCCCCCUCCCGAUUCCGGUUACCUCACCGCCCAUAGGGCUGCCCCCCACCCUUGGCCUUGCAGUAGGAUGCCAAAGAGCCCAGAGUUGAGGGGGAGCCAAACUUUGAGCCUAGGUCUCUCAGAGCCACCCAACCCUUUUGCCCCUGCUCCGAUCCGUGUCCUUUGUCCCAUCCCAUCUGCCACUAAGGGCCCUGGGGGGCUCCUCAAACAUGCCCCCACUUCCAACUCUUCCCCCACCCCCACCCCCGAAAAUAAAACUCAGGGACCAACAUCUGCUUCCUUUGCACUUGCUCCGUCGACCCCUCCCCCAGGUGGAGGGGCUUCCGUGGGGGAAGGGGCAGGUUCCAGGGCCCCUAGAGUUGACAGUAUUGCCGCAGAGAGGGGCUGGCCUCUGCCCCCUAAAAGGUGGGACUGGUGGUGUGGGGAAACUCAGCCCCAGGACCGAAUUAAGCUCCCUCUCUACAGAACCCCUCCCCCCAGGGGAUGGGAUGAUGGGAUGGGAGGGUGGUUGGCAAGAAGACCCUCCCGGAGGUCUCCAGUCCCAGCCAGUUUAUUCCUGAGCUCCUCCUCAAUCCCGAGUCUUUCCUCAACCCCCCUUUUGUAUUGCAAUAACACUGUAUGAUACGCUUGCACUAUCUAUCCCCUUACCCCGGCCAGCUUAAGCAUGCACGAGAAACUCAAAUCCACACACACAUGAAGACGGGACGCUUUUUUUUUUCUUUUCUUUUCUUUCCUUUCUUUUUAUGUUUUAUUAUUUGUUUGUUUGUUUUGUUUCUUACAUACCCCACACACACCCCCGUUUUCUUCCUAGUUCUCUCCGAGCUGCGUCCUCCUUAGUGUACAUAGCAGCGUCAGGGGCCCUGGACCCGGGUUAGAAAAGCAUGCACUGAGCCCCCCCACCCCCACCCCAGACUGCGAGUACUGUACAAAUCCAACACUUGAAACCGACACGCACACGCGCGGCGCCGCCACAGGGGUGGGACACGGACACGCACCCACGCGCACACGACCGUGCACUGGCGGGGGUGGGGGCGCCCCGCCGUCAGGCGUCGCUGUGCAAGGGAUCUUGUGCCUUUUAAAGUCCCUGUAUGUUCAUGCAGACAAUCCGGAGAGCUUGUGUACUACCAAAUCCUGAUUAAAGACGCCUUCCAGGAA
Messenger RNA from Mus musculus (house mouse), 9187 nucleotides. It is a transcript of the gene Ttbk1, whose product is annotated as tau tubulin kinase 1. Gene Ontology annotation, cellular component: cytoplasm; microtubule cytoskeleton. Gene Ontology annotation, molecular function: protein serine/threonine kinase activity; protein serine kinase activity; ATP binding. The transcript has 14 exons. Lineage: Eukaryota; Metazoa; Chordata; Mammalia; Rodentia; Muridae. The record is from RefSeq and is a predicted model, not a curated record. The coding region runs from base 300 to 2597 and encodes 765 amino acids.